Phascolarctos cinereus (koala) is the source of this 1160-nucleotide messenger RNA. Lineage: Eukaryota; Metazoa; Chordata; Mammalia; Diprotodontia; Phascolarctidae. The record is from RefSeq and is a predicted model, not a curated record.
UAACAAAAAGAGGUACAAAGUCCCAUGAUUUCAGAUGAGGGAAAGGUCAUUCAUUACUUGAAUGGAGAAGAGGGAGCACAUCUUAGAGGUGAAAUAACAGCUGUUAUAACAUCACCUAGUACUCAUUUUUCAGGCGCUUAAAUUCUGGCUUUUCACCUCAUCAUUCAACAGAAGCUGCUUUUUCUAAGGGUGGGAAUUAUAACAGGUCAUUGCUUCUUGUGGAUGACAUAGUUGGAGACAUGCCUAUCAGAAAGAGUGACUCCAAGCCCUUGAUGAUAACAUCUACUCAAGGUAAGAACGUAAAAUCUGGACCAUACUUGAGUAAGAUGAGCAGGAAGGAGUUGGAGGACAGCUUCUCUCGACUUCAAGAGGAGAGCUUGCUGGUGAAGGAGUUAUCUUGGAAGCAAGAGGAUCAGAUCAAAAGGAUGAGGACAAAAUUGUUGAGACUCACAGCUGAAGGAAGAACUAGUGGGGAUGCCAGCAGGCCUAGCAGGAAUCUAAAGGCUGAAGAAACCAUUGAAAACCUGAAGGACCAAGUGUGGCAGUUGCAGCGACACAAUGAGGGACUCAACAACCGUCUCCUGAUGUAUAAACAGCAGCUGCAAGUCCAGAGCUCUGGGCGCUCUCCGUAUAGCUAUGUACAGCCUCGAAUCAAUACAGGGAGGCACCGGCUUCACACUUCUGAUGCGCACAUUUCAGCAAAACUCAAAAGAGCACCACCUACCAGACCAAGUUAUACAGCCCCUCCUAUAUACAAAGAACAUUUGACGGAAGAAGUCAGGGCUGAGAUGCCCAGUGAACCAGUCCAGAUUAUGACCAACAAUUCUGUGAAAGUGGAUGAACUAGAAUUGUCACCCAAGUCUCCAGAGAAGAUGUGGUCCAAAGAUGAAGAAUGUGAAGAGAAAAGCUCCUCAGAGCAUGCUCAGUUGGCUACAGAGUAUAGAGCUUCCAUUAGAGAGAAUGUGGAACGGAUCCAAGUGAUGAGACUCCUGCAUGAAAGAAGUUCUGCCCUUGUGGCAGCAAAGGCACAACUAGCAGACCUGCAGGAGUCUGAGAGAUUGAGACCCCUCAAAGACUGGAAUACAGGCCGGGUAAAAGAGGAAAAAGACAAGGAUGGAGUUGAAUUGCCAAGAGCAUUUAGCUGCAAAGCUGUUGCCUAA